CUUCCGGAUGUAUCACACAGUAAACAGCAGUUGCACAAUGACACCACUGUUUGCAAGUCUCGUCGUUUGCGCCUUCGCGCUCACCAUCGUAUCGAGCCGGCCAAGCGAUUUUCCCGAGUCGACGGAUCAGCUGGACGCGUGCGGACAGCACUAUAAGGACCUGUUGGCUGCCUCCACUGCCUGGCACGAGAAGACCUGCAACGGGACAUCGAAACGGGCGGCCUGUGUAGUGCCCGAGCACGAGCAGGCAUACCUGGAGCUGAAGCAACGCUGCAAGCAGGCACACGAUGAGCGCAACGCUAAGGUCAAGGAAAUUUACGAAAAGCUGCCGUCGUAUCUUGUUAACAUGACCUUGCGUGUGAAUCUGCUGAAAGAGUCGCUCCGGCACGAUCUGCCCAGCCUGCAGGAAAUGGUGAACGAGCAGAAGAGUUUGCUGGAAGCGGCCUGGAAGUAUGGUGCACAGCUGCAGCGUGAGCUGUUGCUUACCAGCAUGGAGUCGAAUCGUAUGCAGCGUGCGCUGGUACUCCAUUCGAUGCUGGUGAACGUGUCGCUGACGGAGAUGAUGCAGGAAAGCUACAAGUAUCAUGGCGGUAACAGUCGGAUGGUGGCACGCAUGCUGAAGUUCGCCCGCAAGCUCCCGUCGGCUGAUGAGCGGGUGGAGGUGUACAAGGAGCUAGCUCAGCUGCUAAAGUCCAACAACCACAACGAUCGCUAUCCGGCCAUUAUCUUCUCGCACGACGUGAAGCAGCUGGAGGAUCGGUACAAGCCAGAGCAUGCCGAGUACGAGGGAAAGGUGGUGGGACGGUGGCAAACGCAGCUGCUCGCAGGCAACUUCCACGAGGUGCUAAUGUUCGCCAAGGACUAUCCUGAGUACUAUGCGCGCAUCGAGCAGGACCUGUACACGGCGCUCAAGACCCAAUGGUCGAUGGAUGCCUUCAACAGGAUGCUGUACCUGCCGAACAGUCUGCCGACGGCCGAACAGCGUGUCGGUGCGUUCCGCGGUGUGCUCGACGCGCUGCUGGAGAACCAGGCGAAGCAGCGAAACGAUGCGUCCCUGAUGCGAUUGGCAAACGAGCUAGCGAAGCUGGAAACAACGCUGGAAGGAAGCAACGACGCUACGCGCCAAUCGCUGGACGAAGUGAAGAAUGUGUUCCAGCAGUUUACGUACACGCGCGAUUUCUCCGCCUACGCUGAGCUGUACAAGAUUUUCCGCGCUGCCCUGUAGUAGCAGUCACCACUCCCAAACUGUUGUGCUCCGAAUAAAUUGAACUUGAAGAUAUUGGUUUCAAGAUGCGUGUGCUGUAGGCACGCGCGAAAUGCAA
Anopheles stephensi (Asian malaria mosquito) is the source of this 1322-nucleotide messenger RNA. RefSeq lists its product as uncharacterized. The coding region runs from base 8 to 1225 and encodes 405 amino acids. The transcript has a single exon. NCBI's taxonomy places the organism in Eukaryota, Metazoa, Arthropoda, Insecta, Diptera, Culicidae. The record is from RefSeq and is a predicted model, not a curated record.